AUGGAGAACGACCGUGGCGAGAUUGUCGACCUCUACGUCCCCCGCAAGUGCUCUGCGACGGGCAGAAUCAUCAAGGCCAAGGACCACGGCUCCUGCCAGAUUACAAUCGCCAAGGUCGACGAGAACGGCCGGGCUAUCCAGGGCGAGAACAUCAUCUACGCCCUCUCGGGUUUCGUGCGGGCCAUGGGCGAGAGCGACGAUGCGCUGAACAGGCUCGCUCAGCGGGACGGGCUCCUCAAGAACGUCUGGAGCGCCCAGCGAUAG
Messenger RNA from Canariomyces notabilis, 264 nucleotides. RefSeq names its product ribosomal protein S21e. The record is from RefSeq and is a predicted model, not a curated record. Gene Ontology annotation, molecular function: structural constituent of ribosome. Gene Ontology annotation, cellular component: ribosome; cytosolic small ribosomal subunit. The transcript is spliced from 2 exons. Gene Ontology annotation, biological process: endonucleolytic cleavage in ITS1 to separate SSU-rRNA from 5.8S rRNA and LSU-rRNA from tricistronic rRNA transcript (SSU-rRNA, 5.8S rRNA, LSU-rRNA); endonucleolytic cleavage to generate mature 3'-end of SSU-rRNA from (SSU-rRNA, 5.8S rRNA, LSU-rRNA); translation. NCBI's taxonomy places the organism in Eukaryota, Fungi, Ascomycota, Sordariomycetes, Sordariales, Chaetomiaceae. Bases 1 to 264 code for a protein of 87 amino acids.